Molecule: messenger RNA, 3304 nt
Organism: Haplochromis burtoni (Burton's mouthbrooder)
Lineage: Eukaryota; Metazoa; Chordata; Actinopteri; Cichliformes; Cichlidae
Product: S-arrestin
Biological process (GO): signal transduction; G protein-coupled receptor internalization
Cellular component (GO): photoreceptor outer segment; photoreceptor inner segment
Molecular function (GO): G protein-coupled receptor binding
Source: RefSeq, a predicted model, not a curated record
AUGACCUGGAUGACUGAGAACCUUCAUAGACAGAUGUCGGUAGAUGUUGGUUGAUUUUGGUGGAUCUUGGUAGAUGCUGGUAGAUGUUGGUUGGUGUUGGUGGGCAUUGGUUUGUGUUGGUGGAUGCAACAUGGAACAGGAGUGGAGCACAUCACUGCAUCCACACGAAGAUCCAGAAACUCCCCCACCUCCUGCGAGCAGGUGCAGGGGUAGCUGGCACAUCUGUGAUGGCGUCAUUAAUGCUGAGGCACAUCUGCAGCUGUAGGAGAAUGUUCUCUGUCUGGACAGCGUCUGUGAUUCCAGACAAUGAAGAAAUCUCACUGAGCACAGCCUGCAGCAGCACGGCUCCAUAACUGACCCGAGUACAGCCCAGACCAUCACCCACCGAAACCACAGCUGGAGUGCUCCAUCCACCAGAUCUUUUUUAUUAUUCUUAUUAGUCGGAGUUUCUUUCAUGUCUGUACAAUGUUAAAGAAAACUGCGUUAGAUCUGCUGCCUGUGUUCUCAGUUGGUCAUAUUACUGGGAUGCUUUAAUCAUCCAUAGAUGUACGAGUGGAUGUUUAGGUGUGAGGGCUGUGUGCAAUUUAACUUUGAGAUGAUAAACGUUUGAUAUGUGAAUGUCUCUGUGCUGCAGGUCAAGAUCCAACACUCAGCAUGAGUCCCAAGCACGUCGUCUUUAAAAAGGUGUCCCGUGACAAGUCGGUGACCGUCUACAUGGCAAAGAGGGACUUUGUGGAUCACUGCGACUUUGUGGAUCCAGUCGAUGGCGUGAUUGUGAUUGACCCAGUGCAGCUCAAAGGAAAGAAAGUGUAUGUGAUGCUGUCGUGCACAUUUCGCUACGGCCGUCAGGACAUGGAUGUGAUGGGCGUGGCCUUCAGGAGGGACCUCUUCCUGGUGACCCGGCAGGUUUACCCCGAGCUGCAGGACAAAGAAAAGCUCACCCACACCAAGAUCCAGCAGAAGUUGCUGCGAAAGCUCGGAAACAACGCCUUCCCCUUUUUCUUCGAGUUUCCAGACAACCUGCCCUGCUCCAUCACUCUGCAGCCCGGACUGUCCGACGUGGGGAAGAAAUGUGCGGUGGAAUUUGAGGUGAAAGCUUUCUGUGGUGAGAACCAGGACGAGAAGAUCGACAAACAGAGUUCUGUCCGUCUCACCAUCCGUAAGAUCCAGUUCAGUCCAGAGGACAGCAAACUGCUUCCCAGCGCAGAGACAACCUUUGAGUUCCUGAUGUCUGAGAAACCUCUGCAUGUGAAACUGAGCCUGCCCAAAGAGACUUUUUACCACGGCGAGCCGCUCAAAGCCAAUGUUGAAAUCACCAACUCGUCCAGCAGGAACAUCAAAGACAUCAGCUUGUCAGUCGAGCAGGUGACCCACGUCAUCCUUUACUCCAACGAUAAGUACGUCAAGUCUGUGGCCAAAGAGGAGACCAGUGACUCUGUGCCUUGUGGCACCAGUCUGAAGCAGGAGUACACCCUGCACCCUCUGCUGGCAUACAACAAAGACCGCAGAGGACUCGCUUUGGAUGGGCGACUUAAACACGAGGACACCAACCUGGCUUCAUCGAGCAUUGUGAAGCAGGAGGUCCUGAAGGAGGUUCAGGGGAUUCUGGUCUCCUAUAAGGUCGUGCUGAGGAUGGUCGCCUCAGGGAUGGUGGGAUCCAGUGAGGUGUCUCUGGAGGUUCUCAGGCUCAUGCAUCCCAAACCGACACACACAUCUGUUGAAUCAGAUGACAUGGUGUUUGAGGAAUUCAAACGGGCCUACCUGAAGGGCGUGGUCUACGGAGACGACGACGAGUCCCCCACCGACGCCUGAACUACAAAGAUGGCUGCCUCAGGUCAAACGGCGCGGCGGCCACUCGGAGCUGAAGAUGAACACAGCGUGGUCGUCCACCCGUGGUUUCCUCACUGUUUUAACGACUCCAUCGUGUUUCCUGCAACACCACCCCCAGGCUAACUACAGCCGCGAGGUGGCGCUAGCAGGAACCAAAAACUCUGUCUGCCAUAAAUGACCAUCUCCUCCCCUAAUGCAGUACUUUUACCUGGAACCAGGUGUUUUUACUUUUUUUCCUGCAGCAUUUCCUCCAUGGCUGGGUUUGGUGUGUACUUUAGGGUUUCCCAAACCUGAUGCAGCGCCCUCCGGUGGCCACAGUGAUUAUGCUGUGAACAAAGCUGAGUGAUGCAGUCGUGGCUGGGAGGACGCUGAGGUGGAUGGACGGGUGGAGCUGCUUGUCUUUGAUGAAUGAAAUGGUCUAAGUCACAGGUGUCAAACUCCAGGCCUCGAGGGCCGGUGUCCUGCAGGUUUUAAAUGUGUCCUCGAUCCAUCACAGCUGAUUUAAAAGGACCUCCUCAACAUGUCCUGUAGUUCUCCAGAGGCCUGGUAAUGAACUAAUCAUCUGAUUCAGGUGAGCUGAAACAGGGUGAGAUCUAAAACCUGCAGGACACCGGCCCUCGUGGCCUGGAGUUGGACACCCCUGGUCUAAGUGCUUCAUUAGGGUUAGGUGAAGAAUGCCGACGUGGCCACAGGCGUCCAUGAUUGGCUGUCCUCCGUCCAACUCCACCUCCUCCUGCAACACGUGGAGCUUCUUUUGUUCCAGAGGAAAGCAGCUGAGGGCCUGAGGGUCAUUUCUGGGAGGCAGAGUUUAACAUUUCCCGUCCUCAGAGGGUCGGUGUGUCACGUUAAAUGAAGGAAAUGCUGGAUAUGAUGAGUGUCAGCAGGCCGGGCUGUUAGCUGUGAGGCUCUGAGCGAAUGUAGACGAGUAAAGUGCAUCUUUAGAGCUCAGUGAAACGAGCUGCUGACGUUCUGUAGAGCACAUCAUAGCUGACCUGUCAGUGUGCUUAUUUUAGAGGCAGCGAUGUUUCUCCUGUUUCUGUCUGAUAUGGUGAUACCUGACAUACGUGUGUGUGUUCCACUUUUUCUGCAUGCAUUAAACAGAUUGAGGUUGUGAGCUGUUAGUCGCUGUGCUUGUGUUUGAUUAAAGAAGCCUGUUCUCCAUGUUUCACACUCCGCACGGCUCCAUGUUUUUACAUUUGGGUUUCUCACUUCUACUUCCUGUCACACAGAGGUACUUUUGUUAUACGGUGACAAUAAAGAGAUCAGAUCGAGUCCAGUGAGCAUCCAUCCAUAAUAUUCUUGAUAUUUAUAAUUAAGUGAUUUGUGUACAUUAGUGCUAUUUUUAAUUCUUAAACUUGAAAAAUCUGUAACAUGUAUUGUUUAGUUUAGCCUGUUACUGUCUCGGAGCAACUAUAACCUACAUCAUUUCCUUAAGGAUUAAUAAAGUGUCAUGAUUAAUGAGUACAUCCACAAA